Branchiostoma belcheri (Belcher's lancelet) is the source of this 3124-nucleotide messenger RNA. RefSeq names its product GTPase IMAP family member 8-like. Gene Ontology annotation, molecular function: GTP binding. The transcript has a single exon. NCBI's taxonomy places the organism in Eukaryota, Metazoa, Chordata, Leptocardii, Amphioxiformes, Branchiostomatidae. The coding region runs from base 594 to 3122 and encodes 842 amino acids. The record is from RefSeq and is a predicted model, not a curated record.
CAGAAGAGACUCAACCCAAACCACCAGACUCUGAACUGGGAUCAGAAGAGACUCAACCCAAACAGCAACAGAAAAGACCACCAAAAGAUGUUCUAAAGUCCUGUAGAAAAGACAUCAUAGACAGCAUUCAUCCAGUAAUUCUUUCCAUAUUGGAUCAGCUGGUCCAAGAUAAUGUAAUUGAAGACAGGAAGUAUGAAGAUAUCAAAGAACAGACACCCCGAAGAGGUGCAACAGAACUUGUGGACUAUCUUUGCACACUAGAACAACUUGCUUAUGACUCAUUCAAAAAAGCUCUAAAAGAUGCAAAACUUCCUCAUCUUGUCAAGAAACUGGAGGAGGCUGAAACAUGUUCUUCUUUGAGUAAACUCAGUCACUCAAUCACUCCUUCGAGCCCACUUGGAACCAUUAAAAAUGAUCUUGAGGAGUCAUCUCAAACAAAAGACACUUUGAAGCCCCAAACAGACCCAUAUACAGAUUCCAACACACAGGGACAAAGCCCAACAAUCAUACAUCAUGUACAACAUAUACAUGUACAUGUACAUCAUGAUCAUGCAGAUAAUGACCAUAUAGACCAUGCCGCAAGUUUGCCAAAUAUGAAUACGUUAACAGAAAGUAAUACAUGUAGUAGUACAUUGUGCCGCAGCUGUUCAGUGGACACGGGUAGUGUAAAGCAAGUGACAGCAAGAGAGGAGCCUCAAACAUCCAAUGAUGUACCAUCAGUCAGCACAGUGAACAUACUUCUUGUGGGGUGCAAGCGUAAUGGAAAGAGUGAAACAGGCAAUACUUUGGUCAACCAAAAAGCUUUCAAAGUUACCCGCAAAGGUGGAACACAGGAAUCUGAGAAGUGCACCAACACUUUAGAUGGUCUGGAUGGUGUGAAAAUAAAAGUAACUGUGGUUGAUACUCCAGGACUUUCAGAGAUGCCAAAAAAAUCUGAGCUGGAUGAGGUCAAGAAAGGGGCCAACAUGAUGACUGAGGGUGUUGAUGCUGUUGUGCUAGUUUGGAACAAUCAAUCAGACGAAAAUGAAGAUAAAGAAAAUGAAGUGUUUCAUUCACUCCAUAAGAUGUUUGGUGAUGAUCUCUACAAGCAUCUUGUGAUCAUUGUGACACACAUGGAGCAAGAAGAGUUACCACAGUUUCUAGAAGAACUUCCUGCUGAAAUGAAAGACUUGGUCGACAAGUGUGAAGAGAGAAUAGUAGCCUUUGACAACAAAUCUAGAGACAAGGAAGCACUAAACCAGAAAACUGAACAGCUCUUACAAGCCAUGACAAGAUUUCCAACUCAAAGACUACAAAUCAAGCAUGAGAAGAAGACCACCAAUGUUGAAGAUAUAAACCUCCUGUUGAUUGGAUGCAAAUGCAAUGGGAAGAGCAGCACAGCUAACACAAUCUUAGGGGAGAAUAUGAUGAUUGUUUCUAAGAGUGGAACAAAGAAAAGUCAAAGGGAAAUAACUUCCUACAUACCACCAUGGUGUGAUGACUUGGAGGUAAAGAUUGGAGUGACUGAUACACCAGGAGUUUCUAAAGAAAUGACUGAGUCAGAAUUUAAGCAACUGGAGAAAGCAGUGCAUAAGAACCCUGGGGGCAUUGAUGCUAUUGUGCUAGUCUGGUCUGACAGGAUGUCUGAAGAUAUUGCUGAAUUGGAAAAUAAAGCAUUUCAGUCCCUACAUCGAAUGUUUGGUGAUGAAAUGAAAAAGCAUCUUUUGAUUGCAGUAACCAGCACCAUGCACAAUUCAAUUGAAGAGUUUUGUCAAGAGCUUCCUGAAUCAUUGCAGUCAAUCCAACAAAACAGUCAGGGCACUUUUGGCUUUGACAACAAGUACAAAGACAACCAAGAUGCCAUUCAUAAACUUAUUAUAGCUGCACAAGAUAUCAAGAGAAACCAUGGACGGUACACCAAAGAACAUCUGUAUCCGACAUGUCGGAUUCAGCCAGGUGAAGAGUUAAGGGUAGCAGUGAUCGGAAAGACAGGGUCUGGCAAGAGCAGCACAGCAAACAUGAUAGUGGGGAGUGAUGAGUUUGGAGUGACCUGCUCAGCAUCUUCACAAACCAAAGUGAGCACUUAUGAGAUCAGGAACAAAGGUGAUCGCAAAAUAGCUGUGGUUGACACACCUGGGAUCUGUGAUACAGAUAGCAAUCACGAUUACAUCUGUAAUGAAAUCUGUAAAAUAGCAACAACCUUCUCAAAAGGUCUCCAUGCACUCCUGUUGGUGGUAACACUUGCAAGGUUCACACAAGAAGAGGUUGAUGCAAUAGAAAUGCUGAGAAAGCUAUUUGGUGAAGAAUUCAUGGAAUAUGUUGUGAUAGUGCUCACACAUAAAGAUGAUGUUGACCAAGAUCCUAAAUUCAUGGGUGAUGUAGAGAAAUACAUUGAUGAUGCUCCUAAAAACUUCAAAAAAUUGUUGGAGGAAUGCAAGGGGCAGUAUGUCUUAUUUGACAACAAAACAAGGGAUGAAACCCUAAAAAGACAGCAGCUUGCAAAACUUGUUAACUUGAUAACAGAUAGAACAGCUGUACAUCCUUUUACAGAUGAAAUAUUUGAAGAGGGUCAAAGGGAGAAAGACAAAAUCAUAGAGGAGAUAACUGUACCAAAGAGUGAUGAUGAUGGAGUUCAAAAUCCUCCAUUGGCCCAAACAGUCAGUUCUCCAAGGGGGCAAAACGAUAAUCCUGAUGACAAAGAAGGGGACAUACAUGUAUCUCCCCAUCCAGAAGGACCCUGCAGACCAGAACAUGCUCCAAAGAGUGAUGAUGAACUUCAAAAUCCUCCCUUGGUCCAAACAGUCAGUUCUCCAAGGGAGCAAAACAAUAAUCCUGAUGACAAAGAAGGGGACAUACAUGUAUCUCCCCAUCCAGAAGGACCCUGCAGACCAGAACAUGCUCCAAAGAGUGAUGAUGAACUUCAAAAUCCUCCCUUGGUCCAAACAGUCAGUUCUCCAAGAGGGCAAAACGAUCAUCCUGAUGACAAAAAAGGGGGCAUACAUGUACAUGUACCUCCCCCAUCCAGAAGAACCCUGCAGACCAGAACAAGCUGCAGAACCAGCUGGACCCACAGAACAAGUGACAGUUGCACCUUGGUCAAGAGAGGAAAUAAUAGAAGACAAAGCACGAAGGGAAGCUAUUAACC